AUCGAUCGUCUUCCCACGCAUCGGUCCAUGUCAUGGAAGCUUCCGUGUUCUGCAUCCCCGACCUCGUGCCUGACACAGAGGGGACCGUGUGCAUAUAAGCACCGGGCCGCAUCCACGUCCUCGUCCCCCAGUCUCCUCGCGACAUCCCGGCGGCCGCUCCCACACAUGUAUGGAAUGAUCACGUACUAGCAGCAACCGCCAGGACUGCUCGGGACCCCCGCCAUCGCCUAACCUGCUGUUGGUCGACGGCCUUCCCGUGGGUAAAGACAGACCGCUGCUGCACCGCCAUGACGGCAUCGUCAUCCGACGAGGGUCCGGCCGCCCUCAACGACUUCCUUCGGCCCUUCCACGUCGAUGUCGACACGUGCCACGCCCUUUCUCAGCGCUUCGCCGACAACUUUGCCUACCUCGCCGCAGAGUCGCAGGACCAGUUCCUUCCCACGCCCAUCUCUCAAUCCAUCCUGCGGCCCAUCGCAGACCAUGGCCAAGGACGACAUCUCGCAAUAGACAUCGGCGGCACCAACUUGAGGGUAGGCUUUGUUGAGCUACUCGCGGCUAAGCAAUCCCAGGAGGAAGCCAAUGGGGUCAGCGUCAACGGAAACAGCAAUGGCCACUCCAGCGGCCAGACAAACGGCCACUCCAACGGUCAUCAGCAGCAAGAACGCGCGCCAUCCGGUCGUAUACGGCGUCAUCUGGAGAAGUCGUGGUCCAUCUCAAAUCACCUCAAGAACGACAAUGCCGACAGCUUGUUCCUCUGGAUUGGUAAGUGCAUUGCCGAGGUCGUAGCCCAAGGACGCCAGGCAUUCAACAUUCCCAGCGAUGAGCCGUUACCGCUCGGCGUGACCUUUAGUUUUCCAACCGACCAGCACUCUCUGUCGGAAGCGACCAUAACCUCCAUGGGUAAGGGCUUUGCCAUACCGCCCGACGUCGAGCUCGGCGCGAGGCUUCAGCACGGCUAUGACAAGUUCAAGACCGAGGACCUGCCGCCAAUACGCGUUGCCGCCAUCGCCAAUGACUCCGUGUCCACGCUGGUCUCCUUCAUCUUCAACUUUGACGGCGCAGCGCACCGUCGAGCCACCAUGGGCCUGAUCCUCGGCACCGGUAGCAAUGCAACGGUUCCGCUGAGGUUGAACAGCCUCCACCCAACUAAGCAACAGCAAAAGGUGAGCGUGUUGCCCGGGGAGAAGGCCGAGGACGUCAAGAUCGCCGUCAACACGGAGUGGAGUAUCAACGGCACGGCGGCCCCCAUGCGGGAGAUGGGGUUGAUAACUCGAUGGGAUGAUGCGCUCAGCGCCCAGAACGAGAGGCCGGGGUUCCAACCGCUCGAAUACAUGACGGCGGGAAGGUAUCUGGGCGAAUUGGGGCGGAUGAUGAUGCUGAGUUACCUGACGGAGACGCUUGGACUGCCUGCCGAGACGCUCCCGUCGAUGCUUCUCGAGCGACACAGCCUGACGACAACGUUCCUCAGUCAUUUCAAGCCCUUAGAGCCUGCCGUCCUCGUGGCCAAGCUCAAGGCGGAGUUCCUGGAGCCGACGGGUUUUGCCUGGACCGAAAGAUUUGCUGAAGCCUUGUACCACAUUGCAAAGGCCAUCGAACUGCGGGCUGCAGGCAUCAUAGCCGCUGCUGUCAUCGCCCUUCUUACAGUGGCGGAGGAGCUUCCUGCUCACGGGUCUGCCAUGCAGGACCCGAGCGUUACUGAACUGGGUGUCGGUUACACGGGCGGCUGUAUCGUCCACUUCCAAGACUACCUGGCGGACUGCCAGCAGUUUGUGGACGCCCUGAUGAGGAAAAGAUUUGGAGACAAGACGCCUCUGCGGGUGGCGCUGAGCCCGUGCCAUGACGGAGGGAUAACAGGAGCGGGUAUCCUGGUGGCCGCAGCCAUGUCGAGUAAAAAGCUGGAGACAUGAGGCUGAGGCUGAAGCCGAGGAGCGGGAGACGUGCAGGCAACGUCAAUGCAGCGGGUGUCACGGGGCGGGAGUUGCUCGCCUGUCGUCCAACCUCGGACGUAGAGCGGAGGCGGGGUCAUAUCCAAGGGGGGACGAAACGUGCUGGGUGAAUCGAUAAGACCACCGAAGUUCAGUAGAUGGGGACCCGAGGGGCCGGGCCUGAUAUCAUGUAGAGCCGCCUUGUUUUGCAGGAUAACGAACCUAUGGCGCAGAUGGCGACAUCCAAUGCGGCUUUUUGGUCUCUGAUCGGAGGCGCCCGAUCCUUUUAAGCACACGGCUCUUGAGUAUUGGACGGUCAAUGUGCCUUGGUCGACCAAUGCGUUGCCUUUCUUGUAAGCGGAUACCGGCAUGAGGAAGGCGACUCUCACCGCUGGGAAAUGUAGCAUGUAGGACCUCGGAGUGACCCAAGGGUCCCCGCCGAGAAUAACAGAG
This is a messenger RNA of Purpureocillium takamizusanense, 2378 nucleotides long. RefSeq lists its product as uncharacterized. The transcript is spliced from 3 exons. Gene Ontology annotation, cellular component: mitochondrion; cytosol. The record is from RefSeq and is a predicted model, not a curated record. Lineage: Eukaryota; Fungi; Ascomycota; Sordariomycetes; Hypocreales; Ophiocordycipitaceae. The coding region runs from base 288 to 1907 and encodes 539 amino acids. Gene Ontology annotation, biological process: intracellular glucose homeostasis; glycolytic process; glucose 6-phosphate metabolic process. Gene Ontology annotation, molecular function: D-glucose binding; glucokinase activity; fructokinase activity.